Molecule: messenger RNA, 665 nt
Organism: Plasmopara halstedii
Lineage: Eukaryota; Oomycota; Peronosporomycetes; Peronosporales; Peronosporaceae
Exons: 1
Coding region: 397-588 (63 amino acids)
Source: RefSeq, a predicted model, not a curated record
UGGAGCGAAAAAGAUAUCAUUGUUCCAUGCAGAUCUGGUGCACGUUUAAUUUCAUUUUUUAAUGUUAUCACUGAUGCCAUCAAUGCAGUAAUCGUAGCCGUGAGCUAUGAUUUGGAAAUCAUGGCAAGCGAAACAAUUGCUACGCCUAGUGACCCAUUCAAGCCUAUUUAGUCAGCGUGUACUGUUCUGUUUGAAAGAGUAUAGAUGAAUAACACAAGAUGAGAAAUUUUUUUUACAAGGCUUUUAUUCCGUGAAUGCUUUGUGAUUUACCUUAAAACGGUCUCAAAAGCGAUUGUUAUAACACGCUGUCUAUGAUGGAACGAGAUCAGAGCAUUUGGUUUUUGCUAGUAAGCGUGAGCCGGUCCCGCAAAUUGUAUUACAGCAAUCAAGUGUUAAAUGUAUAUCAGCGCAGCACUUUUGAUACUCCUGCGAUUUUUCUCUCGCGCAACUCUCAAGACACUCGCGAACAGUGAGGGAGGCAGCAACACCGACAGUAAGACAAGCAAGGCAGAUCUUGAGCUUCAUCUUCUCGUCAGCUGGGGUAAAUUUGGAAAUGCUGGAGAUACCUCUGGAAGAUUAUGCGGUUGAUAGUCAGACUAGAUUCAUACACCAAGCGUCCAGAUACAAAUUCGAAUGAUGGGGAUAUAGAAGAAGCACAACAGCUG